GUUUUUUGUUUUUAUUUGGAUUUGAGAUAAACUUUUUAUUUUCAUAAUUUGACUUGACGUAUGGAAAAUUCAUUGUUUUAUUAUUUUUUAUUUUUUUUUUUUUUGAUAAAUAAAACCAUUUUCGUUACGUAAUUGAAAAAAGAGGUGAUUUUAAAAACUUUCCAGCAUCAGAAAAUAAAAAAAAAAUGUUGGGAAACAGAGAAUCAUUGUGCGUUAACACAAUAAAACCUUCAGCUCUACACCGCGCGGUUAAAAAUUCUGACCUGAAAGUAGUAAAUGACCUGCUACAAGACCCAGAAAUUGACAUAAACAAGAACGUCUACUACUGGGAUACAGCUCUACAUCUGGCAGUUCGUGAUAGUAACUUGGCUUUAAUAACAAAACUCCUUGAUCAUGGCGCAAACAUAGACAUUCUUUCUUUCGCGGAAGGUUACACUCCUCUUCACAUCGCCGUGAUUAACAAAAAUUCUUCCAUCGUCGAAUUAUUAUUAAUCCGUGGUGCCAACAUUAACGCUGUAUCAACAAAUUUUAUGAACAAAUACUGGACUCCUCUUCAUUUUGCAAUUUCUCAAAACAAUUAUCCAUUAAUCGAACUGUUAUUGAAGUAUAACGCCGAUAUUAAUGGAAUUCACUAUAAAAACUCAAUAAUAAUUGACGCUGAUGAUUUUGAUGCUGGUAAAAAUAAUUCACAAUUUUAUUAUUAUAAAACUCCAUUACAUAUUGCCAUCGAGUGUCGUAAAAUUCCAACAGUAAAAUAUUUAUUAAAUUUAAGUAACAUAAAUAUUAAUUCAGUUGACAGUAAUUAUGCUAAAAAAUACGCGUCUUUAUUGUACGAGGCUCUGAAAGUUGAAUCAUCUGAAAUUGUUAAAUUAUUAAUAGACGGAGAAAUUAAUAUUAAUGCCGUUAAUGAAGCUAAUCAAACGGUACUGGAUUGCAUUAAUCAUAUGGAUAAUCUUAAUUUAUAUAAUAGAAAUCGUAAUGAAGAUAUUAAUGGAUGUAUGGAAAUUGUUAAGCAGCAUCUUGUUAAAUUACAUGUUAUAAAUUAUUAUCUGAUUAAUCAAAAUUUAAAUCUCAUCUCAGAUCAUUAUUUUGACUCAUACCGCACUAAAUGUUUACAAGAAAUUAAAAUUAUGAAAAAAAUAAUUAUUGAUAAGAGUAAUCUAACUUAUUAUGGAGUUUUAUACAAAACAGAAAUUGCUCUGGCGGUUUAUGUAAGAAAUAUUGAUCAAGGUGUAAUUGAUUAUGAUGAAUUGGUUAAAAGACUGCCGAUUUAUGGGGGAAUUGUUUAUUUUAGAUUAAAAAAGGUGCUAAAGAGGUGCAGGCUAUUAGACAAGACGGAAAAAAUUAUUUUCAAAACUUUUAAUCAGCUACCAGAUACUUUUAUCAGAGAUAUAUUUUUAUAUUUAACUAAUGAUGAUUUGAUUAAAUUAAUAGAUUGAUUUUUUAAUUAUUAAUAGGUUUUAGUUUUUUAAAUAUUGAAAGAGGGAUCAGCGACUAUAGGAUUUGUGAGGUAAUUUGCUGGAGUUCAAAUACCCACAUCGAUAUUUAUAGAGUUGAUAAUAAAUUAAUUAAUAAUUAAUCAUGAUAUUAACAACUUUUAUCAUGAUAAAUUAGGUCUAGUGAUUAUUUUUUAGAAAAAUUAUUUUUUUAAUAGUUAAUUGUGAUAUUUUUUCUUUUUUUUUAAACAUGAUCAGUUUUGAAUUUGUGAUAAAAUUUCCUUCUAUUUAAAGUACCUAACUCGACAAUUAAUGAAAUCCAAGGUGGUGAUAAUGUUUAUAAUUAAUUUAAUUGAUUAAUUUAUAACUUAAUUAUAAUAUAUAUUGUUGUAAGUAUUCAUUGUACAGAAAAUUCU
This is a messenger RNA of Microplitis mediator, 1852 nucleotides long. Its product is annotated as putative ankyrin repeat protein RF_0381. Gene Ontology annotation, molecular function: protein binding. NCBI's taxonomy places the organism in Eukaryota, Metazoa, Arthropoda, Insecta, Hymenoptera, Braconidae. The transcript has 2 exons. Bases 186 to 1439 code for a protein of 417 amino acids. The record is from RefSeq and is a predicted model, not a curated record.